CACGCCCACGGAAUUGUGGCAGAACUGUGGUGCCAUAAGGCAGUGCUCCGAACGAAGGGUUGAUAACGACGGUCUCGUCAGUUUGAGUGUGAAACAAGUGAGAGUCGUUAUGUCGCUACGCCUCUCCGCAUGUUGCAGGCAAAGCUCAUGAAGGUAGUAGCGCGUUAAGGGUGAACCAAUUCAUCAUGAGGCUCCUGUGUAUGGUAAUGGUAGCCCUGGCGGACUGGAGCGCCUGGGCUGAUACCGUCAGGACCUGCCAGCCGGAGGACUUUCACUAUGAGUUUACUGAGUGUGAUGACGACGGUGGACGAUGGCGAGUGAGUGUGCCCAGCCCAGAUACAUGUGAGGGCGGUGCCCCCAACCCCCCUAAGCGCACACACGACUGUAGUGUAUCGUGUGACCCAGGCUGGUUCUUCAACUUGUCAGAGUUGGAGUGUGCAAUGUGCCCAAGCGGCACCUACUCCCUGGGUGGUGGUGUGCGCUUUGACUCAUGGGAGGAUCUACCAAAGGGUUUCAUUUCCCACACUGAGGUCUUCAGAUCAAUCUUUACUGUGGGGAGAUGGCGUGGAGAUGUGGAUUGUAGUGAGUACGGUUGGCAGGCAAAAGGUGACGUACUGGCCAGUAAAGGUGGACAGUGUGCAGCUGUCCUUGUCUACACUGUUAAGCUUGUCAAACCUGGAGCAGUUUCGUACACUUACCAGUACACUGAUGAAGACAUUAUGUUUGAGUUUCAGGCUCAAGAUGAAGAAUGUCAGAACAUUGUUGAAGGAAAUGGCUACAGGUGGUUACCAGUCACCCGCGAUGGUCAGUGGCAGACUCGCACUGUAAAGCUGAACCCUGGACUUAAUGUAUUACAUUGGAAGACCAUUGGUAUUGAGGCCCGUGGCUCAUCAAGACCUGUAUUGAUCAAGAGCAUCCAGAUCAGUGGUGUGGCUCACUCAUCAGAAUGCACUCCAUGUCCUGAUGGCACAUUCAGUGGGCCUGGAGCUCAUGAGUGUACCGAGUGUAAAGAGGAUUUCUACGCUCCUCGGGGUUCUUCGGUGUGCUUACCAUGUGACCGAGUCACUCACUAUGCACCAAAAGGCUCUCCAGUGUGUCUUCAGCGACCUCCAUGCACAUCACUAGAUUAUUAUGAGAUAGACUCAGCAUGUGAUGAGAAGAAUCAGACCCGUGCUGUUUACACAUGGGUUGACCCUCAAGUAUGCAGGGAACAAGUGAAGGGCUCAGUGUCACUGCCUCCAUCUGGAGAAGUCAAGACUUGCCCACCAUGUAAUCCAGGAAUGCACUACACCACCGGGCUCGGCUGUUUAUUCUGCCCAAGGGAUGAACAUAGUGAUGGAGUGUCACCAUGCAAGCCAUGUCCUCCUAGCACAGCACCCAAUUAUGGCUACCAGUAUCAAUGGUGGACUGCCAUUCCACCACAGAUGGCUGCCACCUGCAUGCCUGCUGAUGAGGUGGGAUGCAGCAAAUCCGAUGGUUGGCAAGUUGGUGGAGAAUAUAUACACUCUGGGCGAGGCCAUGCAGAUGAUGCCUACCUUGUUCUUAGCCUUAAGGUUGGGGGAUUUCGUGGACGUGAAGGUUUUGUCAGCGGUAUGCCAAUGGAAGUGGGCCGCAUCUCUUUCACUUUUGAACUGAAAUGUGCCUCAGACUGCAAGUUUGUUUUUAUGGAAGCUUCUACCAAGAAGAGUGCAACAGUUCUUCAACAUUGGUCGGGAAAUUUACAUCGCCAGUACUACAGUUACUUGAUAACAAGAAAUGAUACCUACACUUUCUCAUGGGCAUUUCAGAAGGUAGCAUGGGAGAAAAGUUACUUGAAAAAAGAGUCAUCACGUAUGUUUGAGGGGGACAUGGCAAAGGUGUUCAAUAUCAACGUGACAAAUACCAUUGAUGGUGGUGCUUCAUCAUGUCUUCCCUGUCCUCAAGCCCCAGCUGCUUCAGGGUGUAUCCCUUGCCCAGCUGGCCACUAUAUAGAGAAUAACACGACUGAGUGCACCCGCUGCCCCCCAAACACUGUAGUGACAGACCCACUGCCAUAUGGCCAUCAGUCCUGCCUCCCCUGUGGCCCAGGUCUCACUGCUCCAGACCAUCUCUCCUGUAUUGUUGAGUGUCGCUUAACUGUAGACAACAGAACCUACGACUUAACCAACAUUAGCAAUGCACGAGCCACAAUGGGUAGCACACUGUUUACAUCAUCAGGAACCAAGUUCUUUCACAUGUUUAACAUCUCACUGUGUGGGAACACCAGUGUCACCUGUGCUAACAAUGUCUCCUACAGCAUAGAGGGUGAAAGUACUUCUGUUACAUCACGGGUGUGCCGGUCUACUGUUGUACCAAAGAUGGAAGGCUUAUACGGCCCAGGAAGGAUUGAAGCCGUAGCUACACAGUCCGUCACACUUGGUGAUCACUUAGUGGGUGUCUCUAUCAAUACCACUCUCAUGGACAUAACUGUCAUAGAGGAAUUUCAACUACCUAAUAAUUCAUUAAAAAAAGAUUUACAUUUCUUCUACAAAACACCAUUAUCAACUCAUGCGUGUCCUAAGGGCAGAAGUACAACAGUAACCUUGCGCUGCAGUCCUGAUGACCCGGGUGAGGGGAAAGUGACCCUGCCUCACCAGUGCCCUGAUGGUACCUGUGAUGGAUGCAACUUCCACUUUCUCUGGAGCACUGCGCUUGGCUGCCCUGAAUGUUCCAAAGAUGAUCUGAUUGUGGUACAUGGAGAGUGUGGGGCUGGGAAGCAGAAAGUGCACUACAUUGCUCCCAAGAACUGUCGUGCUCCUGAUGAUAUUACUGGAGGCCAAUUUGUACCCUGUACUACCAGGUUACCAUUCCUUGUGGAGGUAAUCGUCUUGAGCACAGUUAGUAUGGCCUUGAUGUUGUGUUUGCUUCUCUUCUGUCUGUGGAAGAAGAAUCAGCGUCUGGAGUACAAGUACAUGAAGUUGGUAGCCAGUGCUUCAUCAAAGGAUGGGAUAAUUGAACUGCCACCAGCUGAGUCAUGUGCUUUGGAUGAUGGUGAAGAGGAGGAGGUGCAAUAUGCACAGAAUCCACCACGAGGCAUCCUCAGUAAACUUAAACACAACAAAAUAGCUGAGAGAACAAAGUAGGGAGCAAACAGAGCCAACUGAAGGUCGUGGGUUAAUGAUGGAGUCAAUGAUACUCUCCUCCAAAGAUCCCUUAACAUGAUUUAUGUAUUCUCUGCUGUACUCAAGAUCAAGAAUUUUCAUUUUGUGUGGAAAAUUGUAAGUGAUAUGGGCUGAAAAUCAGAAAUGGAUUGACCUCCUCAGCCCAAUACAAUGAAGGCCAAAAGCUUCUUGUUAUGUGAAUUUCAUUAACUAAAGCUGUUAUGCACUACUAUACUAUACUGUAUGUACAUACAGUGCUUAUAUGAACUCAGUAAGGUCCUGACAAACAAGAAUAUACACAAAACUUUAAUUAAUUAAUAAUCUCUGAGUGUCUAACUUAAUAAAACAAAUAUGAAGUACAGUACUGUAUAGUUCUAUAGUGCGCUGCAGUGUUAUACAGUAUGGGAAUAAAAAUGUAAACAAAAAAUUACAUAAACCUGCAUUCAUAUUUGAUUUACAACGAGUUUUAUUUGUUUACAAAUUAAGGUAUACUGCUGUACUGUAUUAAGAGUUUGCAUUACUGCAUCAUUAGAUGAAAUGUUCAUUAACAAAAGAUUAUCUUACUUUAAAGCUUUUCAGUGUAUAUAAUUGGAAUUUUGCACCAAAAGUACUACAGGUAUUUUAUAUAUAUAUAUAUAUAUAUAUAUAUAUAUAUAUAUAUAUAUAUAUAUAUAUAUAUAUAUAUAUAUAUAUAUAUAUAUAUAUAUAUAUAUAUAUAUAUAUAUAUAUAUAUAUAUAUAUAUAUAUAUAUAUAUAUAUAUAUAUAUAUAUAUAUAUAUAUAUAUAUAUAUAUAUAUAUAUAUAAAAUUAGGUGGCUUUCUCCUUGUAGAAUGAGUCAUCAUAAACAAGUGCAGUGUUGUGUAUUUAUCACCUGUUGUAACUACUUGCAUCAGAUAAGUUGGAGUAACAGAUUAUAUAUCCAUGGAACUGGUAAAACUACUCCCACUAACUGCCACACAAAUAAAACAUCAUAAUUUUUUUACACACACAUACAACUCAAAAUGAUGUAAAAGAGGUAAAAUAUUAACUAAAAGAGGAGUCAGAGAGACACAUCUCUCCUCAGGGAAGUUGGUGAGUAGAGUUACUGUGAACCUGAUGUAAGAUAUUGUCAAAUAUUGCUGUAGCAAUAUAAUUCUUCUCACUCCUCUUUCUUUGAGCAAACUCUGGCCUUUUGUCUCUCAUUCUGAAUAAUGACUGUUAAGGAGUAAUGAAUGGUCUUUGGAUUACCACUCAUCAUUGUGGCCUCAGGAUUUACUGUACUGUAGUGGGGAAAUGCUCCAGGUUUAGGCACACACACAUUCCUGGGUUACUUCAAACUGGUGUGCAAUUAUGAAAUGAAAGAUGCAACUUAAGCAAAUAGCAAUUGGUACAAUACUGUACCAUAAACCUUUCGCACAACUGGAAGGGGGUGAGUGAUAAAAAUCGGUAACCACAUUAGAGCAACACUUUGUGGGGUAAAAUUCACUGUGAUGUGUAUGUAUUUGUUUUACUUAUGAAAACAGAUAAUUACAAUAAAAUAUGAUUUUGAGCUCUAAUACAGCAGUCCUUACCAUCUCCUAAAUGUUGAUCUAUAUUAUACAGUACUCAAUACAUUAUUGAUUUCUUUAAAUUUAAUAGAGCUGUAAGUAAUAUAGGGAUAAAUGUUUAGUACAGUUCAGUAUCUGUACUUGGUUGAAAGCACAAGAAUUUAAAUUUAAAAGCUAGUUUUUUUCAAACAUUGUACAGGUUAUAGGACUGUAGUGCAAUAUUAUUUUUCAGUAUUUUGUGUGAUGACACGUACCAUAAUUUCAGUACUGUACCAUAUUACCACUUGGAUGCCCUAUGGUUAUUGUAAAAUGUACAUUUUCUCUUUUUAUUCUCAUUUUGCUGAGGUAUUUAAUUAACACUCUCUUUACUGCACACCAAAACUGUGGCACAAUGCAUACAUCCCCCCAAAAAAAAUAAAAAAAUCAUAUUGCUGUGAAGAAGAGAUAACACUCAAUUUAUUUAAAUAUUACUUUGCAAUGAGAUCAUGUUAUAUCCCAAAGGCUUUCAAUCAAAGGGCCAUAAUACUUACUCUGUCAUCCGAGGGUAACAGGUAAACGAACUCAUGUGGAGAAAGUUAAUUUAAUUAUUGAGAAUCAGGUAUUUAAUCAUUAAUGUCUUAUGUUAAAAAUUAUCUAGGAAUAAACUACAGUAUAGUCAUGGCAUAAAAAUUUGAUUGAUGACAGUAUAGAAUAUCUGUCAUUUCCCUUUUUUUCUAUGUAUUGUACUGUACAGUGUGGUACUGUAAAUUUAAAGAUUUUCAUUAAUGAAGCUUGAGUAAUGCCCCUUUCAACAAACUCAGUUGCUGUAUCCCAAACCCUCUUAAAAUCAUGAACUAUAAACUGUAUUAAAGAUGUCUGUACAGUAUAAAAUGCUUACUGUUCAAAAUGACAGUGAGGCUUAUUUUCUUCAUGUCAUUUUCAGUUGUCAGAUUGUUUUCCUCACUAACUUAGACAUGGCAUGUGUAAGAGGUCUCAUGGCAUUUCAAGUCUUCUACACUGUAGAUAUCUACAGUAUUGUGUCAAAGCUCACUACAUGUGUUUUUGCAACAGUUUAGUGAUAAAGCAAAUCAUACCUUGCUCAAUGUAAUAAUUUCAAUCAUUCACUAUCCAAGAUAUUCUGUUUCUAGAACAGAGAUGUGUUUAUUUCCAAACCAAAUCUUUAUUGGUAAAAUUUCCAAGUAAGAUAGUUAUUUGAGCUUUU
Molecule: messenger RNA, 5846 nt
Organism: Homarus americanus (American lobster)
Lineage: Eukaryota; Metazoa; Arthropoda; Malacostraca; Decapoda; Nephropidae
Product: endosome/lysosome-associated apoptosis and autophagy regulator family member 2-like
Exons: 21
Coding region: 186-3101 (971 amino acids)
Source: RefSeq, a predicted model, not a curated record